Molecule: messenger RNA, 807 nt
Organism: Penicillium angulare
Lineage: Eukaryota; Fungi; Ascomycota; Eurotiomycetes; Eurotiales; Aspergillaceae
Product: DUF2841 domain-containing protein
Exons: 2
Coding region: 1-807 (268 amino acids)
Source: RefSeq, a predicted model, not a curated record
AUGUCGCACCAACUACAACAAUGUCAAAAUUCUUUGGAACAUUUUGCCAUCGUCUAUAUUGAUCGACAGGGAAACCUUCGCCAUGAGGUAUCCCCUUCCCUCUUCGAUAGUGGCCGAUCUAUCCUAUCGCCAAAAGUUACCGGAGCGUUCUUGAAGGCGGUGGCAGAAUCAAGGACAAGCAGCUUUCCAGAACCGCCCAAAAGCCUCAUCGCGCCGCUAGCGCCAAACGUAGCUAGGACAGGAGGGAAGAGCUCAAUUCAACCGAAAAAAAGGUGCGCGCGAAGCAAAGAGCAAGAGUGGGACUCCCGGAUGGGCAUCUUCCCCCUAACAGCCCAAAUCCACGCUACAGCCGAACUCCCCAUCAAUCGCAGAGAUCUUCGCCGAUACUAUGAAAAGGUCUUUGAGAAUUUGAAACAGGCAAAUUGUAGGGUGAUCGCCAAAAAUUACAUAAGGCUGGUUGAACCACGUAAACAAGCCCAAUAUCCCUAUAAUGGACGGAAGUCAGUGGAGGGCAAAACGCAACAGUUCAAUCCCGAAGAGACUAAGCCGCCAUGGUGGCCACUUGGUGUGACUCAUCGGGAACCUGACCAUCUUCCUAAAUCUGAACGCAUUGCGCUCCUCAUCCAUAUUCUUUGCGAAUUACGUAUCAGCCAUGGAAUCACCGCGCGAAAAUUGAAAAACGCAGGGCGGCUUGUUCAACAUCAAAUUACUCCGAAUGAGCGAUUGCAGCUAUUGGAUGAAAUUUACUGGGUCAGAGAGGAGGAGGAAAAAUUCUUGGAUGCAGUGACUGGUAGGCUCCACAUAUAA